This is a messenger RNA of Lingula anatina, 2483 nucleotides long. RefSeq names its product furin. The record is from RefSeq and is a predicted model, not a curated record. Gene Ontology annotation, biological process: peptide hormone processing. Gene Ontology annotation, molecular function: serine-type endopeptidase activity. NCBI's taxonomy places the organism in Eukaryota, Metazoa, Brachiopoda, Lingulata, Lingulida, Lingulidae. Gene Ontology annotation, cellular component: trans-Golgi network; Golgi membrane.
AAGCGCUUCAUCUAGACCCGUAAACGACAGUCAAUGAAUAAGAAAACGACACGAUUCACCGAUGUAUCUCGAUGAAAUGCGAGAAAACAGAUGUGAUUUGAGCCUAGGUUGCUUUAUGUGGUAAACAGAUUACCUCACUCUGAGCUAAAAAUAAAUGAUUUUACAAGGCCUCGUUUUUAGCAACCUCAGCUGAUGCUCAUAUAUUAUCAGGGCGGUGACACGCACUUGACCUAUGACGUCAUCCCUGAACAUAAUUUCGGACAGCGUAGUACAACAGAUUUCACAACCAGGAAAAUGUGACUGAAUAUUCGAUUAUCGAGCUUGGUUUCCUGGAACCUUUCUCACAAUGGCAGUAAUUUGUUAAUACGUUAUACUAAGACAAUUAAGAAACAAGAGUGACAUCUGGUGUCAAUGUUCAGAACCGCUAUAAACAACAUGACACUAUCAGCUCAAGUCUUUACUUUGGUGCUUCUUCUUGUAGCAGACAGAUCAAGCUCGGCACAAAUACCAGAUUCUGGUGGGGACGGCCCACGAGCAGGUGUCCGCUACACAAAUACGUGGGCAGUGCAGAUCGCCGGUGGUGACGUCACGUUAGCCCGAGAACUGGCGGAAAAACACGGGUUUCAGAAGGUUUCUCAUAUAUUUGACGACAUUUAUACGUUUGAAAGUCUUACAAAAGAGACGACUUUUUCCUUACAACAAAAGGAACUUUUGCUCCAGAAAGAUCCCCAAAUUCUUUGGUGGCAGCGGCAAAAGGUGGCGGGAUGUGAACUUUUUCGAGACAUCACUUGGCGCAAUGCUACCAUAACCGACCCAAAAUGGGGAGAGCAAGCGUGGUACAUGAACGCCACUGGAAGAUUGAGCAUGCGCAUAGUACAGGCGUGGAAUCAAUGCCGAGUUGGGCGUGGCGUCACGGUGGCCGCCAUUGACGACGGCUUGUGGACAGAAAACAAAGACAUCAAACCAAACUACGAUGCAACGGCAAGUUAUGACGUAGCUCAUGAUGAUGCUGAUCCGAAUCCAAGUGCCAGGGACAGUCACGGGACAUCAGCAGCCGGGAUUAUUGCAGCGGCAGCCAAUGAUUUCUGUGGUGUAGGAGUAGCGCCCUCUGCUAAGAUAGCUGGUAUUCGCAUGUUCGCAAACGGCGUAACGCUGACGGACGCGCUUCAGGCCAAGGCUCUUGUGUCCAGUCUGGACAAGGUGGACAUAUACUCCUGUAGCUGGGGCACCCCACGGUUGGGAUUUAGUUUAGAAGAGAUGAAGCCCCUAGAGAAGGCGGCCUUGCAGAAAGGCAUGACACAGGGUCGUGGAGGUAAGGGCGCCAUCUAUGUAUUUGCAGCUGGCAAUGGUGGCGAAGGUGAGCGUGACAGCUGCGCGUAUGACAAAUUUACAAAUGCUGUGAACACCAUCGGCAUCAGUGGCAUGACGGAGGAAGGGCGCAUGCUCAAGACCGGGGAGAAGUGCAGCGCCAUGAUGGCCACCGUGAUUGGUAAAAGUACAGACGAUUCCAGUCAGCGCGGAAAUAUAUACUCGCCUGGAAACGGCGCUGAAGUCUGUACCACAGAUUUCGCGGAGUCUUCUGCCGCGGCUCCCAUUGCAGCGGGGAUUAUAGCUCUGGCAUUAGAAGCGAACCCCAACCUCACAUGGCGUGACGUACAGCACCUCAUCGCCAGAACGUCCACUCGUGGUUUCGUCAGCAAUCCGCCAGAUCCCAGGGUAAAGUGGAUUACUAAUGCAGUUGGCUUCACAGUGAGUUCAUCGUUUGGAUUUGGUCUGUUAAAUGCCGAGGCCCUAGUGAAGUCAGCAGUAAACUGGUCAACAGUCCCGCCAGUCCAGACCUGUGACGUCAGAGAUAACACCUCAAUAAACGAAACUCUUCCGCGCACGGUGACGCCAUCAGUAAACGGAUGCCAAAUCCGAAAUCUCGAGCACGUGAGGGUGUACAUGUUGGCCAGGUUCGAGUCACGAGGGUUACUCAAGGUCACUCUGCAAUCCCCAUCGGGAACUGAAUCUCUCCUCAUUCCAGGGAGGCCGAAUGAUAAUUGGUCGAGUUACUUGGAGGUUACCGUGACCAGUGUCCAGUUCUGGGGAGAACGUCCGGAGGGAAACUGGACAUUAAAGUUUGAAAGCACCACCGGAGAUGCCAACCACACUGGAAUUCUGUACGAUUACAACAUCACCUUCUACGGGACGGCGUCUGGGAACCUGCCGAUGCCAACUACACCUAGCGGGACAACUACCCCCUCUAGCGGCGCCCCACCUUGCGGUCCUACUUCGUCAAGUGGGACUAGCCGUGGACAUACUUUCAGCGUUGUGUCAAUUACUGUGAUACUUAUUUUCUUAUUGGUCUUGUCAUGAUUUGCGAAUGAGACAAUCUGGUCAUAGCAUGAAAAGAUUUUAUAGGUACUAGGUGGGAAGAAAGUUUUACUCGUAUGCAACAGUUAUGCAAAUAUUACAUAAAAUGUCUGCGUCACCGACGAUAA